AUGGCGGGUGCUGUCAACACGUGCCCUUUCUGCUAUGCGAACUUUCAACUCUUCCAGGAGACAGUCGAGAUUGCUCAAAAGAAAUGGGAUGCAACCGCGAAGAGCUUCACAGUUCCCACGGAUGUGCUCAGCGUGAAGACAAUCAAAUAUGGCUCCAUGGACUUGACCACGAAGAAGAACGAUUACUUUGGCAUCCGUGCCGGUGAUUCCAUUGGCGUCCGCAUCCUGAACGUCGAGCCCUCAAGUGCAAACAUUGGGGGAUUCAACUACUACGACUACGCAACCCUGGUGCAGGACAUAGUUAAAGUAAUGCAGGAUCCGCGCAACCAGGAUGCAACGGGCAAGGUGCUGAAGUGGUUCGAUUAA
This is a messenger RNA of Symbiodinium sp. CCMP2592, 366 nucleotides long. NCBI's taxonomy places the organism in Eukaryota, Dinophyceae, Suessiales, Symbiodiniaceae. The record is from the annotation of a GenBank genome assembly.